AUGAGAAGGCAAGGAGAAGAAGGCAAGGAGAAGGCAAGGAGAAGAAGGCAAGGAGGAGAAGGCAAGGAGGAGAAGGCAAGGAGAAGGCAAGGAGAAGUCAAGGGAAAUAGUAAUGAAGACAGAAGGGGGUUGGGGCGGGGGAAGGGGAGGGGGAGGGGGCGGGGACGGGGGCGGGGGCGGGUCAAGGGACGGGGCGGGGGAAGGGAGGGGGACGGGGCGGCGGAAGGGAGGGGGACGGGGCGGCGUAAGGGAGGGGGACGGGGCGGCGUAAGGGAGGGGGGCGGGGCGGCGGCGGAAGGGAGGGGGGCGGGGCGGCGGCGGAAGGGAGGGGGGCGGGGCGGCGGCGGAAGGGAGGGGGGCGGGGCGGCGGCGGAAGGGAGGGGGGCGGGGCGGCGGCGGAAGGGAGGGGGGCGGGGCGGCGGCGGAAGGGAGGGGGGCGGGGCGGCGGCGGAAGGGAGGGGGGCGGGGCGGCGGCGGAAGGGAGGGGGGCGGGGCGGCGGCGGAAGGGAGGGGGGCGGGGCGGCGGCGGAAGGGAGGGGGGCGGGGCGGCGGCGGAAGGGAGGGGGGCGGGGCGGCGGCGGAAGGGAGGGGGGCGGGGCGGCGGCGGAAGGGAGGGGGGCGGGGCGGCGGCGGAAGGGAGGGGGGCGGGGCGGCGGCGGAAGGGAGGGGGGCGGGGCGGCGGCGGAAGGGAGGGGGGCGGGGCGGCGGCGGAAGGGAGGGGGGCGGGGCGGCGGCGGAAGGGAGGGGGGCGGGGCGGCGGCGGAAGGGAGGGGGGCGGGGCGGCGGCGGAAGGGAGGGGGGCGGGGCGGCGGCGGAAGGGAGGGGGGCGGGGCGGCGGCGGAAGGGAGGGGGGCGGGGCGGCGGCGGAAGGGAGGGGGGCGGGGCGGCGGCGGAAGGGAGGGGGGCGGGGCGGCGGCGGAAGGGAGGGGGGCGGGGCGGCGGCGGAAGGGAGGGGGGCGGGGCGGCGGCGGAAGGGAGGGGGGCGGGGCGGCGGCGGAAGGGAGGGGGGCGGGGCGGCGGCGGAAGGGAGGGGGCGGCGGCGGAAGGGAGGGGGCGGCGGCGGAAGGGAGGGGGCGGCGGCGGAAGGGAGGGGGCGGCGGCGGAAGGGAGGGGGCGGCGGCGGAAGGGAGGGGGCGGCGGCGGAAGGGAGGGGGCGGCGGCGGAAGGGAGGGGGCGGCGGCGGAAGGGAGGGGGCGGCGGCGGAAGGGAGGGGGCGGCGGCGGAAGGGAGGGGGCGGCGGCGGAAGGGAGGGGGCGGCGGCGGAAGGGAGGGGGCGGCGGCGGAAGGGAGGGGGCGGCGGCGGAAGAGAGGGGGCGGCGGCGGAAGAGAGGGGGCGGCGGCGGAAGGGAGGGGGCGGCGGCGGAAGGGAGGGGGCGGCGGCGGAAGGGAGGGGGCGGCGGCGGAAGGGAGGGGGCGGCGGCGGAAGGGAGGGGGCGGCGGCGGAAGGGAGGGGGCGGCGGCGGAAGGGAGGGGGCGGCGGCGGAAGGGAGGGGGCGGCGGCGGAAGGGAGGGGGCGGCGGCGGAAGGGAGGGGGCGGCGGCGGAAGGGAGGGGGCGGCGGCGGAAGGGAGGGGGCGGCGGCGGAAGGGAGGGGGCGGCGGCGGAAGGGAGGGGGCGGCGGCGGAAGGGAGGGGGCGGCGGCGGAAGGGAGGGGGCGGCGGCGGAAGGGAGGGGGCGGCGGCGGAAGGGAGGGGGGGCGGCGGCGGAAGGGAGGGGGGGCGGCGGCGGAAGGGAGGGGGGGCGGCGGCGGAAGGGAGGGGGGGCGGCGCGGAAGGGAGGGGGGGCGGCGGAAGGGAGGGGGGCGGGGCGGCGGCGGAAGGGAGGGGGGCGGGGCGGCGGCGGAAGGGAGGGGGGCGGGGCGGCGGCGGAAGGGAGGGGGGCGGGGCGGCGGCGGAAGGGAGGGGGCGGCGGCGGAAGGGAGGGGGCGGCGGCGGAAGGGAGGGGGCGGCGGCGGAAGGGAGGGGGCGGCGGCGGAAGGGAGGGGGCGGCGGCGGAAGGGAGGGGGCGGCGGCGGAAGGGAGGGGGCGGCGGCGGAAGGGAGGGGGCGGCGGCGGAAGGGAGGGGGCGGCGGCGGAAGGGAGGGGGCGGCGGCGGAAGGGAGGGGGCGGCGGCGGAAGGGAGGGGGCGGCGGCGGAAGGGAGGGGGCGGCGGCGGAAGGGAGGGGGCGGCGGCGGAAGGGAGGGGGCGGCGGCGGAAGGGAGGGGGCGGCGGCGGAAGAGAGGGGGCGGCGGCGGAAGAGAGGGGGCGGCGGCGGAAGAGAGGGGGCGGCGGCGGAAGGGAGGGGGCGGCGGCGGAAGGGAGGGGGCGGCGGCGGAAGGGAGGGGGCGGCGGCGGAAGGGAGGGGGCGGCGGCGGAAGGGAGGGGGCGGCGGCGGAAGGGAGGGGGCGGCGGCGGAAGGGAGGGGGCGGCGGCGGAAGGGAGGGGGCGGCGGCGGAAGGGAGGGGGCGGCGGCGGAAGGGAGGGGGAGGGGGAAGGGAGGGGGAGGGGGAAGGGAGGGGGAGGGGGAAGGGAGGGGGAUAUGAGUGCAGGAUUGAGUGAGAAUGUCAGUGAGGGGAUGGGGUGGGGUGGCACAGGAUGUAAUAUAGGAGGCACAGGGACAGAUACAGGGAUAUGGACGGAGCUGUGCUUGAGGAAGGCAGCACACGGGUAA
Molecule: messenger RNA, 2649 nt
Organism: Schistocerca serialis cubense
Lineage: Eukaryota; Metazoa; Arthropoda; Insecta; Orthoptera; Acrididae
Product: spidroin-1-like
Exons: 3
Coding region: 1-2649 (882 amino acids)
Source: RefSeq, a predicted model, not a curated record